ACAAAACUGAGGUGUAUUGGAAAACGUGCUUUAUUCUCGAUUCAAGUGUCGCCGUAGCGUUCUAUUAUACAAAAGUUUUGUGCCCAUGUCUCCAGGGACCCGAAGUGUCAAGGACUGGGAGGUGCGCGCUUCCACUUUAGCCCGCAAAACCAGCAAUCCGAUCCGACGUAUAGUUGAGAACCUUAACGUAGAACCUAAUCCUGACAAGGAGUUUAUUGCGUUGUCCAUCGGUGAUCCUACAACUUUUGGAAACCUAAAUCCUCCAGAACAAGUGAUACAAGCUGUACGGGAAGCUGUUGAGUUACACACGAGUCGGGGCUAUGGACCAUCUAAAGGCCAUUUAGAGGCUAGAGAAGCAGUGGCAAAAUAUAGUGCGCAUCAAGGAGAAAUUACACCAGAGGAUGUCAUUCUUUCUAGUGGUUGUUCCCAUGCGAUAGAAUUAGUGAUAACUGCAAUAGCUGAUGCCGGACAAAAUAUUCUUGUUCCUAGACCAGGAUUUAUGAUAUAUAAAACUCUAGCUGAAGGCCUGGGGAUAACAAUAAAAUAUUAUAAUUUACUACCUCACGAACAAUGGAAAGUAGACUUAGUAGAUUUAGAAAGCCAAAUCGAUGAUGACACUGCAGCUAUCGUCGUUAUUAAUCCAUCCAAUCCUUGUGGUUCUGUGUACGAUAAGACACAUUUGACAGAAAUACUAGAAGUGGCCGCAAGAAACUAUGUUCCUAUAAUAGCGGAUGAGAUAUACGAACACUUCGUAUUCUCCGGUCAAACUUUCACUGCGAUAUCGUCCAUAUCCAAAGAUGUUCCGGUACUUACGUGCGGUGGACUCACAAAGAGAUUUUUAGUUCCGGGUUGGCGGAUGGGAUGGGUGAUAAUACACGAUCGAAACAAUGUAUUAGGCAAAGAACUGCGAGAAGGCUUAGCCCGGCUAUCGACGAGGAUUUUAGGGCCCAGCACCCUCAUACAGAGAGCUCUUCCGUCUAUACUCGAAUACACACCUCAAAGUUUCUUUGAUGAAGUAAUUUUGUUUAUCGAGAACCAAGCAAAGAUGGCGUAUAAGGAAUUACUACAAGCUCCUGGCCUCAAUCCGAUUAUGCCUCAAGGAGCAAUGUACAUGAUGAUUGGAAUUAAAAUGACAAGUUUUCCAGGAAUUGCCAAUGAAUGUCAGUUCUUGGAGCGCUUAGUCGCUGAACAGUCUGUUUUCAGUCUGCCAGGAGAGUGUUUUGAGUAUCCAAACUAUAUGAGGAUUGUUUUAACGGUUCCAAAAGAAAAAUUACUGGAAGCUUGUCAAAGGAUUGUAAUCUUCUGCAAAACUCAUGCUGUAACAAAAGAAAGACGAAAGUUCGUAGAUAUUACUGAAGUCGUUUCUGGAGAUGUAGAAGUUAUGUGCGAAUUUUAGAAUACUUCGCAGAUUUUUUUUAAUAAUUAGUAAAUAAUCUUAAAAAACA
Molecule: messenger RNA, 1445 nt
Organism: Aricia agestis (brown argus)
Lineage: Eukaryota; Metazoa; Arthropoda; Insecta; Lepidoptera; Lycaenidae
Gene: Tat
Product: tyrosine aminotransferase
Exons: 5
Coding region: 86-1396 (436 amino acids)
Biological process (GO): biosynthetic process; aromatic amino acid metabolic process
Molecular function (GO): pyridoxal phosphate binding; L-tyrosine:2-oxoglutarate transaminase activity
Source: RefSeq, a predicted model, not a curated record